GAGGAAGGAGCCGCCGCCAUUUUGGGAGCUUCGAGUCAACAAUAAAGGAGCGAGGCUGCCGAACGGGAGUGGCCUCGGCGGUAGGACUAGGGCCCGAGCCGCGGGGAGUUGGAUUGAAGUGAGUGAAUUCAGAUCUAUAAUUCAACCUUGUUAGAAGGCUUUUUAAAAAAUAAAAAGUUGAUUCGGUGCAUGAGAGCAAGUUACUGCUGCUUACCAUUCAGAGACUUAACAGGUGCUUGCCUGCAUUGCAAUAAAGGACUCAUACAUUGAGCAAGACUUAUUUAUCUCUUCGUUUUGGAGAGCCUAAUAAACUGUUAUUACAGUUUCUCUACUGACUUUCAAAAGUUUUGAAGUUUGAAAGAGGCAUCUUUACAAUUAAUACAGCAUGAGCACGGCCAGAACAGAGAACCCUGUUAUAAUGGGUCUAUCCAGUCAAAAUGGUCAGCUGAGGGGCCCUGUGAAGCCUAGUGGUGGCCCUGGAGGAGGGGGCACACAGACACAGCAACAGAUGAACCAGCUGAAAAACACCAACACAAUCAAUAAUGGCACUCAGCAGCAAGCACAGAGUAUGACCACCACUAUUAAACCUGGUGAUGACUGGAAAAAGACUUUAAAACUCCCUCCAAAGGAUCUAAGAAUCAAAACUUCGGAUGUGACCUCCACAAAAGGAAAUGAGUUUGAAGAUUACUGUUUGAAACGGGAGUUACUGAUGGGAAUUUUUGAAAUGGGCUGGGAAAAGCCAUCUCCUAUUCAGGAGGAGAGCAUUCCCAUUGCUUUAUCUGGUAGGGAUAUUUUAGCUAGAGCAAAAAAUGGAACAGGCAAGAGCGGUGCCUACCUCAUUCCCUUACUUGAACGGCUAGACCUGAAGAAGGACAAUAUACAAGCAAUGGUGAUUGUUCCCACUAGAGAACUUGCUCUACAGGUCAGUCAAAUUUGCAUCCAGGUCAGCAAACAUAUGGGAGGGGCCAAAGUGAUGGCAACCACAGGAGGAACCAAUUUACGGGAUGACAUAAUGAGACUUGAUGACACAGUGCACGUGGUGAUAGCUACCCCUGGGAGAAUCCUGGAUCUUAUCAAGAAAGGAGUAGCAAAAGUUGAUCAUGUCCAGAUGAUAGUAUUGGAUGAGGCAGAUAAAUUGCUAUCACAGGAUUUUGUGCAGAUAAUGGAGGAUAUUAUUCUCACGCUACCUAAAAACAGACAGAUUUUAUUAUAUUCUGCUACUUUCCCUCUUAGUGUACAGAAGUUCAUGAAUUCCCAUUUGCAGAAACCCUAUGAGAUUAACCUGAUGGAGGAACUAACAUUGAAGGGAGUAACCCAGUACUAUGCUUAUGUAACUGAGCGCCAAAAAGUACACUGCCUCAACACACUUUUCUCCAGGCUUCAGAUAAACCAGUCGAUCAUUUUCUGUAACUCCUCUCAGAGAGUUGAAUUGCUAGCCAAGAAGAUUUCUCAACUGGGUUAUUCUUGCUUCUAUAUCCAUGCUAAAAUGAGGCAGGAACAUCGAAAUCGUGUGUUUCACGAUUUCCGAAAUGGCUUAUGCCGCAAUCUUGUUUGCACUGAUUUGUUUACCCGAGGUAUUGAUAUACAAGCUGUGAAUGUGGUGAUAAACUUUGACUUCCCAAAGCUGGCAGAGACCUAUCUCCAUCGUAUUGGAAGAUCAGGUCGCUUUGGUCAUCUUGGCUUAGCCAUCAACUUGAUCACAUAUGAUGAUCGCUUCAACCUGAAAAGUAUUGAGGAGCAGCUGGGAACAGAAAUUAAACCUAUCCCAAGCAACAUUGACAAGAGCCUGUAUGUGGCAGAAUACCACAGCGAGCCUGUAGAAGAUGAGAAACCUUAACAAGCAUGCUUUGACAAAACUACAGAAGGCUCUUUGGAUCUGUGACACAUCGUUUUUUUUUGGGGGGGGGAAUGCUCUUCUCUUUGUGGGUUUUUCAUCUUCUUUUAUUUUGGAACUAUGAAGACUUUAAAGAGCUCAGACAUUUUUUUUUUCUUUUUUUAACUGGUGAAGAGAAAAAAGCUGAAAAAGAAGGAAUUUACCUUUUUUGUUCCACUUGUUUGCACUGUGUGCUGACUGAACAUUAGUUGCACUAACUGCUGGUUUUUAAAAAAUGUUUCUGGGGAAGGGGGACAAGGAAGGAGGAAAAAGAAGAGAAGGGGAGAAACCCUAAAAAGAGAAGAAUCUUGAUGAACACACAAGCUUGUCGAAGAUUUCAAAAUUCUCCAACAGCUGACUCUGAGUGCAUUUCAACUUCUCCCUGAUUACUCAUCCGGUUUUUUAAGCCUGAAGAGCUUAUUACUUAUUUGUGCGAAGUGCCUUAUGCUAUGAGACCAUUCAGAAUAUCAUCUUUUAGACACAGCCCAAGGAAUUGACAAUACUGGUUUUCUUUUUACUUUCUUUUAAAAAUUUUUGUCUUCAUUUUGUUUCAAGUUGAAGUCUCUUCCCUUUCUACCUGAUACUCAAGCCAGGGGCUGGAAGAUGAAACAUAUUAGUAAUGUUAAACACCAUUUUCUUUUCUUUAUAUGGAGGAGUUGAUAUGCAACUGCAGUUCAUCCGCACUGUAAAUACAUGUAUUUAAAAAAAACAAUCCCAAGUAAAAAUUUCUUCUGGGCUGAGUAGUUACAACAUCAUCGCUCCCAAAGGAAAGAGCAGUCUAUCAUUGCAGGAGCCAUAUGACAAGCCUUUGUGCUCUAUCGCAGAACACUAAAGACUGGUUUACAUACGCCUCCAUUAGCAGUUAUGGCACUUGAUGUGUAGACAUGUCAGAGCCUUGACCCUCUUUCCUCUGUGGCAAAGCGUGUCCCAUAGAAAACUGGGUGUGUAUACUUGUAUAAACUUUGUAAAUAAGUUUUUUUCUGGGUUCAUAUAUAUAUAUACAUAUAUAUAUAUAUAUUUUUUUUUUGGAUGAAGGUUGCUGGGGUUAAGGGGAUUAGAGUGAUUAUGGGAGCAGCUAAAGAUGAGAGGGGCUCAGUUUUCCGCAACACUAAAUUCUAAAAAGUACUUUUGGCCUCUUAUAGAGAGCAGAUCUUUUUGGGACCCUCAGUUGGAAAAGGGACCCUGAAGUCUGAGAUUCACUGUUUGCUGUCACACUGUCGAAUCUAGUACCUUUGGAGGAGGCCUACCAGAGAGCAAGAAAGCUUCAAAAACCCAUAAUUCAAGAUGUUAUUUUUUAGAAGCUCUCUCUGAUUUUGCUUCUUCCCCCUUUUAAAAAGUUUGAGGAACUUUUCAAGCUUGGCAAAAGGGAACAAGAUUAAUCUGUCUUGCAGUGGGAAUUCUAUGAGUGGCAGUGUCUUUGAGCAGUGUAUGUAUAAAGCAUAGAUUUGCAUUUCAGAAUAUUAGCUGGGACAAGCUUUGGUAAGGUUAGCAGUUCUGGGGCUUACUUUCUGUGGAUCACCUCCUGUACUGUGUAUGUGUGUGUGCGCGCGCGUGCGUUGCCCUCUGCCUAUCUUGAUACAUAAAUUCGCAGGAAUGGGCAACCCCUGAGAGCUGUUAACUUUCAUGCUACAGAAAGCUGCUUGCCAUCCUCUUGCUUUGUGACAAGAAUUACCUGUCAUUUUGCAUUGUAAAUUGCUGGCAAAUGCUUAACAGGCAAUAGUGUUGCUUUAAAUUGUGCCCCUCCCAACAUGCUUGAUGUUUGGCCUGAUCUCCAGGCAAAAGGAGUGAGAUGAAUCAAAACCAGUGAACUUUUUUUUUUUUUUUAAAUGUUUUUAAUUCCCUUUUAACCCAGUGUACUAGGUCAAUCAGGAGGCAUCUGGGGAAGGGGGGAAGCAAAAAGUUAAAAAGCUUUUGAGAUCCAUAUUCCAUUGUUUUUGAAAACCCUAAAAUAAAAGUCUUGCAUAUGCUUUCAUGCUUAACUCACCCGGAUGAAGAAAUCAGUUAUUCCAAGUUGCUUUUUUGACUCUGUCUAGUUCUAAACAAAAUAACUUGUGACUCACCCAGAAUUCCUUAAGGAUCAAAAUCCUGCAGAUGCCUCCUGAUCAGACAUAGCCCUGACUCUUUAAAAAUUGUAGCAAGAGCUGCACAGUACAUACCUAAAACAGAACAAGCUCAUUUAUUUGGUAUCCAGACCAUAGUUCAAUCUAGCCCAUGUUGCUUACUAAAUACAUAUCUUAAGGAAAUAACUUUUUCCAGGGAAAAGUUGGGGGAGGGAAUUUAAAAGGCAUCAACUUUUGACCAAAAAAUCGUGCCCUUGUACUGAUGCAGCUCUUCCCCCCCCCAACCCCUGGCGAGAAAAGAGGGAUCAUUUAUUAUACAAGAUAAAGCAAGAAGCAAUUUUGUAUCUCGCUAGAGUGUGUGUGUGGGUGACUGACCAGCGCAGUCUCCUUUGCCAGCCUCAGACUGCUCACCCAGUGCCACAUGUCUAUGGGUCCCUCUUAAAGCACAGACUUAAAUUGAAAGUAUUACUGAAGUACAACCUCUGAUGAGGAGUGGCACUUAAACUAUCUGGGACACCACUAUUGGACAGUCUUGUAGAGGCAGCUGUCCAGUUUUGGUGCUUAACUUUUGACUAGGAGUUGUUGAAUGGAAAGAUGCUCUAAGGACUAGGUCAAAUCCUGGUCUUUUUUUUUUUUUUUUUUUUUUUUAAACACCUCCCCCCUCGAUAAGGAGCAUUGUUACUAUUGCAAAUUGUUUUUAUAUUCUUUCCAUUAUUUGGUGUUCAUUUUAAGUGAUGACCUUUUUCCAGUGGUUCAUUUGGAUGAAAAUUAUUCCCUAUUUUUAAUAUUUAAAUUACGUCCAACUCAUGGUUUAGCCUGUGGUUGUAUAGUUGUGUAAUGGGGUUUUGACUGUUACACACCUUGCUGCCUCUAGGCCUGUUUUUUCUUUCUUCCAUGUGUUCCAAUGGGGAAAACUUUCUUGCCUUUCCCUCAGGGAUGGGAUAAAGUUACUCAAAAUUAUCUUCCAUGGGAAGAAAUAAGAGAGAAGGAAACCUAAAUAUGUCUAAAUUAUUUUCAUGUUGAUUCCAGUGUCAUCAAAUGGGUUGGCCCCAAAGGCUGGGGGUGGGGGUGGGGUGGCAAUUGGUUAUCUUAUUUAUUUAUUUUUUUUUUUUUUCAGAAUGAGAUGGGAGCAUCUUUCCUUUGCCACGUGCUUUGUGUUUGAUAACAUCAUGCUUGGGUUAGAACCAGACAACUCAGCACAAAGCCUUGAUUGUUGGAAUCAAAACAUCUCAUUCUGAUGACUUGUUUAUUUUUUUUUUAAUAGGGGUGGGAGGGAGAUUACUAUGCCCCAAAAAGGGAGGGUGUCUGCACUAAGGAUUUAGAGACACUUUGGAAGCUCAUAACCUCAUGAGAAACUGCCUUUAGCCACACUCCUGACCUUAUAGAUGAGUAACAAAAAAUGAACUAAGUUUUUGGGAAUUAAGCCAUGUUUUAAUUUGCUACUUUUGCCAGCAGUCUAGAUAUCUUAAAAAUUGAUAGGGUGGAAUCAUUUUCAGGCAAAACAGCUAUUAAGCAAAAUUAGUGACCUCGUGGCCACUAAAGUUGGUCAGUUUUUUUGGUGGACUUCAGUUGAUAUUGGCAAGAUUGUAGAUCUAUCUACUGUAUAUCCUUGAAGAUAGUUUUUUAAAACUCCCAAAGAGAACCUCCUGAGUUAAAAACUCAUCUUUGGGGUAAAGUUAAGUGACCAAAGGUUAAAACAGUUUAUGAGGUCAGAGGGAGCUAGCCUGAUGCUUGGACUCUGCCCCUCCACAGCUGAUAGACUCCAACAGAAGUGUAUUUAAAUUCUCCAGUAGACAAUACUGGGCAGGGCAAGGGAGGGGAUAGGGUUGGGUUAUUAAGAUACAGACUUCUGUAUUUUAACCAGAGGUUGUGGGGGAGGGUUGUCUGGAGCAAACAAAGUCACUGUUCCCUUUUUUGAAAACAAAACUAAAACUUGAAAAUUAUUUUUUGUUCAGUAAAAAUGGGAGACAAUUCUAAUAUCCCUAGUCACAAGGGAUCAGUUCCACUGAGAAGUGAACAGUGGAGACUCAAAAUUUUGGAAACAUUUGGGGAAAGGGAAAAAUUGGCAUUCUGUUAAUUGGCAAAUGUUCCAGUGGGGCUGUUUUUGUUGGGAUGUGUUAUGUUGUAUGUGCCCGUAUAUGGACCAGUCUGCUAAGUUAUAAGGGUCAGAAAAGAUGGUUGGUAAAAUCUUGAUUUUUUUUUUUUUUUGUUAAUUUAUCUCAAUAAAAGCCCACUGGAACUCCAAAUGUGUGUGUCGUGUGUCCUUAGC
Messenger RNA from Talpa occidentalis (Iberian mole), 6202 nucleotides. RefSeq names its product DEAD-box helicase 6 (gene DDX6). Gene Ontology annotation, molecular function: ATP binding; RNA helicase activity; mRNA binding. Lineage: Eukaryota; Metazoa; Chordata; Mammalia; Eulipotyphla; Talpidae. The transcript is spliced from 14 exons. Gene Ontology annotation, cellular component: cytoplasmic stress granule; P-body. Gene Ontology annotation, biological process: cytoplasmic stress granule assembly; P-body assembly. The coding region runs from base 386 to 1837 and encodes 483 amino acids. The record is from RefSeq and is a predicted model, not a curated record.